GCCACCAUUUUGUGCAAUCGUUUUGCCCUUCAGCGACCGUGUGUGUACUCAACGGUAGUUUAGUAAUCGAGUGUGAAUGAUGUGAAUUCGUCAUCGUUGCGGUUAUCGCGAUCGACCGCGUGUCGCGGAGUUGACGUGCUCGACGAAGCCGUGCGCAUCAACACGAAUUCACAGCCUCUCUUCCCUCUCUCUCGCUCGCUCACUAACGAGCUGCUAGUGCUCCAAUCUUUCUGCGCGCCUCUUGUACCUCGUCAUCUCGGCAGCCUGUGUGACUCAUAGCGAUAUUGUUACGUUUUGCGAGAUUUGCGAGAUGACAAUGUGCAACGUGUGAGACAACGCGAUUGCAGUUAGCUCGUAACGUAUCUCCAGGAAACGACUGGACAUCAGAGGACAGUAAUAAAAUUACAUAUAACAGUGAUCACUCGCAGGAGCAAUGAUGGAUGUAGAUCCACCAGAAUUUCUCUCAAAGGACGAUGAGAUUCAGUAUUGGAUGGAUCUAGCUCAUCGGCUGCAUCAAAGGAAAGACGAUGUUGAACGCGAAUUAGAAGAAUUCCAAGAAAAUUCACAGAUGUUGGAGAAAGAAUUGGAAACUUCUUUAGAGCAGGCAGAAAAGACAAACAGAGAACUGAGACAAAGAAAUACCAGGCUUGCCACAGAGGUUGAACAGUUGAGAACGCGAUUGGAUCAGCAGUCUGCAGAUUGUGCAAUGUUUCAAGGGAAAGCACAAGAUCUGCAGCAGCAGCAUGAGCAUUUACUAAAAUAUAUUAGAGAAAUUGAACAGAAAAAUGAUGAUUUAGAAAGAGCACACAGAAUAAAUAGGGUCACAGAAGAGGAAAUAGAAGCUAAAUUUAAUUUAGCUAUAGAAAAGAAUGCCUUGCUCGAGUCGGAACUUGAUGAGAAGGAAAGCCUAAAAACUAUAGUGCAAAGAUUAAUGGACGAGGUUAGAGACUUAAAGCAGGAAAUACAAGUACAUGAAAGGCAUCAUGCGGAUAAUAACAAAUCUGCCGACAGAGUUCGUAACAAUAUCGUCGAUAGUAACAAGCUACAGGCCGAAUUGGAAUCGAAUUCACCCGCUAGCCAAAUAGUCUCACAAACCGUACCUCCGAAUAAUACGACGACUUCGCCGAUAAAAAUUGGACAUGGAAUGGUAGGGGGUGUUAUUGGAAACAAUAAUAAUGUGAGCCAACCAUUACCGCCUUGCACGAGAAUACUAGCAAUGAAUAUGAUUGGCGACCUCAUGCGAAAAGUCGGGGCAUUGGAAAACAAACUGAACACAUGUAGAAACGCGUUCCGAGAAGAUCAAGCAGUUCGCGACCUCUACAGGGCUAGACGACAAGUCAGAAGCCCAGCCUCAGGAAACAACAACCACAUUCGAUUAUAAAUGAACGGAUAAUAUCGCAGCGAUCAUGUGUCCGCACAUCACACUGUAAUCCAACCCGAAUAUAAUGUCAACAAAUUUGUUAGUUGAAAAUUUUGUUAGAAAUAAUGAUUGUGAUAAGUUUUCUGAAAUUAUUUUAAAACUCGCGCAAUAUAGAAAAUAUAGAAAAAGCGCCGUGAUGCCAGGAAUGAAAAAUCAUUCUUGGUACAAAGGCACAAAACAAUAAGUUUUUAUAUUCUUCGUCAAUAACAUUCUUCCUAAUAGCGGACAUUCAAUUUGACGUAAUUAAUUUUUGGCACAAUUAACGUAAUGUCUUUAUAUAUAAACUUCAUAAUCUUUGAUUAGUAAAAAAUGUUAUGUAGAGUAAAUGCAAAAUAAAUGCAAAAUUUUCAGUUACCUAAAUAUAUUGAAUCGUAUAAAUUUGCCGUUGCAAUUAUUGCAAAGGAUAUUUUUCAGUAAUCGUAAAAAAAUAUUCUCUUUAGGAUUAUCGCUCUAUGGAAUAACUCGUUGUUGUACCGAUUUACUUUUUAAAACUCACAGAAUCUUUGUAUCUCCUUUUGUUACAAGAAAGAUGAAGGAUAUAUUUUAUCAUAAAAACUUACAUGUAUAAGAACUCGCAUAUUAGAAUUAUAUAAAAAACGAGAUAUCGGUACUCCGAUGAUUUUAAUUCACGGUAUCCUUCAACUCUAUUACGCUACAUUAUUAUAUAAACAUAUACGAUCGCAAUACAUAAUGCGUAACGAUGUAUAACCGUGUAGAAAACGAUAAUCAAUUUUCAUGUAAAUAACACAAAGAAUAAUAUGAUAAAGCUAACCAAGUAUCAUUAUUUAUUAUUUAUAAAUGAAGUUUGAAAUGAAUAUUUGUUCCCUUCGCAUUAAUUGCGUUUUAGAGAUUUCGCAAAUUUGUUUAGGCAGACGUAAAAAUUGCUUAAAAAGUAUGAACAGAAAUUUGUACAUAUUCGCAGACGAAUGAAGGGCUUGGAGCAAUGUAUUAAACUAGAUGAAAAUUUUGGUUUAGGUAUUUUUCUGAAAUCGUUCAUGGCCUGAGAAAAUCUCGUAUUGUUGCCUCAAGCGCUUCUCAUUGUACAUUAAGUAUAAGAAGCGAUAGCAGAGAAUAUCAUUAUUUAUUAGAAACACAAAAUAUUUGUGACGUUUGUAGGUUGAUUACAUAAUUAAAUAAUUUAUAAUAAUUUGAUUUUUAAUACACAGAUCUAGUAUAAUUUGUAAAUGUAUUUGUAUACACCAGUGUGUGUCUAUAAACAAUUAGUACGGAUAUCUUGUAAAAAUGUGUACGUUUAGCGCUUCAGAACGUUUUUAUGUAUAAUCCUUUUAUUUUUUAAUAUUCCGUAAAAGUAUAUUCUAUAAUACUGGAGAAGUAAUUGCUUUUCAUGGCGAACGAUUGGAUUAAUUUCAAUAAAUAUAUACGUUAUUGUAACAAAGACUACAAAAAUACGCGAUAGCAAUUACCUAUGCAUCAAAAGAUUAGUUAUUUAAACUAUAUCGCGAGAAAAGAUUAAUAAAAUACAAAAUUGUUAUCGUGAAAA
Ooceraea biroi (clonal raider ant) is the source of this 2921-nucleotide messenger RNA. RefSeq names its product Nuclear distribution protein nudE (gene nudE). Gene Ontology annotation, molecular function: microtubule binding. Gene Ontology annotation, cellular component: centrosome; kinesin complex; kinetochore. NCBI's taxonomy places the organism in Eukaryota, Metazoa, Arthropoda, Insecta, Hymenoptera, Formicidae. Gene Ontology annotation, biological process: mitotic centrosome separation; chromosome segregation; microtubule nucleation. The record is from RefSeq and is a predicted model, not a curated record.